Thermothelomyces thermophilus ATCC 42464 is the source of this 1658-nucleotide messenger RNA. RefSeq lists its product as uncharacterized. The record is from RefSeq and is a predicted model, not a curated record. The coding region runs from base 140 to 1354 and encodes 404 amino acids. Lineage: Eukaryota; Fungi; Ascomycota; Sordariomycetes; Sordariales; Chaetomiaceae. The transcript is spliced from 4 exons.
CCCCACCUUGAUAGGAUCCUGCCUACUUCACCAGAACCUGGUUCCACAGACGGGACGAGAGCCACAUGGAAAUAAUAACCUUUUGAGAAUUGCACUCCGGCCGACUCCUACCAAAGGCUUAUCUCGAUGGGGUCAGACAAUGAAGAAGACGGUAUUGCUCUGUUUUAUUCACGGCUUCAAGGGGGAUGAGUCCACCUUUGGCAAGAACUAUGCCUUUGUCGAGCAUCUUCGUAAGCUGGUGGCAGCCGCUCUUCCCAAGGUGAACGUCCAGGCUGUCGUUUACCCGACAUACAAGACCCGCGGCGACCUGGGAGAGUGCGUGACACGCUUCAGCGACUGGCUCCUCAACAAGGUGAUAGACCUCGAAGUAGCCGCCGGGACCUCCUCCCCGACAAUCGACCCCUCCGUUCGCGUUGUGUUAGUAGGACACUCCAUGGGCGGCAUCGUCGCGGCCGAAACAGCCAUCAGGACCGCCUCGGAGCAACCGAUCCACAACUCGGUCGACGAAGACAGCCCCACUAAAUCAUCCACCGCCAUGCCGCCUCCCCCGAAUGCGCUCAUGUUCCCGUACAUCCAGGGUGUCCUCGGCUUCGAUACACCCUUCCUGGGAAUAUCCCCUGGUGUGGUUGCCCACGGCGCGGAAUCGCACUACGCUGCCGCGUCGGCGGCCAUCGCCCAGUUAAGCGGACUGACGAGCCUCUGGGGCGGCACCAAAGCCGCCGAGGCCAGCCCCGACGCGAAGACGGCCGGCGUGUUGCCUCCGGCAGCCCCAUCGCCGGGACCCAGAGACGGAAACAAAGGCGAGGAGAAUCAGAGUAAACCCGCGCCAGCGAACAGCGGUUGGGGCAAGUGGGGCACUAUCGCCAUCGCGGCGGGUGCCGUAGGCGCCGUGGCAGCCGGCGGGACGGCAGCCUACCUGAAGCGCGAUCAAAUCACACAGGGGCUGGGUUGGGUCACGUCGCACCUCGAGUUUGUCGGGUGCCUGGCGCGCAAGGAGGAGCUGAAGCGGCGGGUAGCGUACAUGGUGCGACUGAACAAGGAGCUUGGGGUCGGGUUCGGGAACUUGUACACCCGAUUGGGGCAGGCAGCGGGAUCGAAGCAGGUGAGCAUGGUUGGGACGGUGCUAGGGAGCGAGAGGACGUUCUGCGUGGUGCCGCAGCGGGACCAGGCUGGAGACUGGCGCCAGGCGGUGAAUGACAGGGCGAAGGAUGAGAUUGGGGCGCAUAUUUCCAUGUUUGGGCCCAAGGAAAACCCGGGCUUCGACAAGAUGUCGACUGACGCAAGGGAUAUGGUUGCGGCCUGGUUCCGCAAUGAUUGGUAUGAGAGCAGCUCGACAGAUACGGUUCGCUCAUGACGCUGGGAGGCAGAGUCGUCUGAGGCGGGUGUCAUGUCGUGAUAUUAGGGGCCCACGACCUGCGUCUGGGGCUGUUUCUAUGUAUACUUUUGUUCUCCGUACGCUCGUCCACCUAGAGAUACUCCGGAACUUGAAACACGGCCCCCAUGGCCGGUAGUUCUAGGAGAGCUGCCGAAGCAGUAAUAUCACCGCUUUAAGCAACGGCCAUUACUGUGUCUUCUUCUGUGCGGGAUUGCCUGGGCCGAGGUACCUUCUCCGCUGCUUCAGCAUGUGGCCGUACAGGAUGACCGAGCCUACCCGAUCC